ACCUCCGGGCCAAUGGAAAGCUUCCGUGGGCGUGUUCACUGACGCCGUGCACUCCUUCUGGUCGAGCAGCGUGGGCUAAAGCAGUGUGUCUGGGAGAAGUAACUGAUUCAUUCUGCGACAACAGCGACUUCUAGCUGAUUCAGAAUGGACUCCUCCUUGAGUGCAGCUCAAAUCCGUGAGAAGUUUAUCGACUUCUUUAAACGCCAUGAGCACCAGUAUGUCCACUCGUCAUCCACCAUCCCUCUGGACGACCCCACGCUGCUUUUUGCCAACGCUGGCAUGAACCAGUUCAAGCCCAUCUUCCUCAACACCAUCGAUCCCUCCCACCCGAUGGCUCGGCUGCAUCGUGCCGCCAACACACAAAAGUGUAUCCGUGCAGGAGGCAAACACAACGACCUGGACGACGUGGGUAAAGACGUCUACCACCACACCUUCUUCGAGAUGCUGGGCUCCUGGUCCUUUGGCGACUACUUUAAGCAACUGGCCUGUCAGAUGGCCCUGGAGCUGCUGACUAAGGAGCUUGGCAUUCCCAUUGAUCGUCUGUAUGUCACCUACUUCGGAGGUAACGAAGAUGCCGGUCUGGAGCCCGACCUGGAGUGCAAGCAGAUCUGGAUGGACUUGGGGGUGGAGGAGGCUCGCAUCCUGCCCGGCAGCAUGAAGGAUAACUUCUGGGAGAUGGGUGACACCGGUCCUUGCGGUCCCUGCAGUGAGAUCCACUACGAUCGCAUCGGAGGCCGAGACGCCUCUCACCUGGUGAACAUGGACGAUCCCAACGUGCUGGAGAUCUGGAACCUGGUGUUCAUCCAGUUCAACAGAGAGUCAGAAACGGAGCUGAAGCCGCUGCCUAAGAAGAGCAUCGACACGGGGAUGGGUCUGGAGCGCCUGGUGUCUGUACUGCAGAACAAGAUGUCCAACUAUGACACUGACCUCUUCGUCCCAUACUUUGAAGCCAUUCAGAAGGGCACCGGCGCUCGGCCGUACACUGGCAAAGUAGGUGCUGAGGACACCGACGGCAUCGACAUGGCCUACCGUGUGCUUGCUGACCACGCCCGCACCAUCACCAUCGCCUUGUCAGACGGUGGUCGCCCUGACAACACAGGAAGAGGCUACGUGUUGAGGAGGAUCCUGCGUCGUGCAGUCCGUUACUCCCACGAGAAGCUGGGAGCUCAGAGGGGCUUCUUCGCCUCUUUGGUGGAUGUGGUGGUCGACUCCCUGGGCGAAGCUUUCCCGGAGUUGAAGAAAGACCCAGAAAUGGUGAAGGACAUUAUUAAUGAGGAGGAGGAGCAGUUCCUCAAAACCCUCAGCAGGGGACGCCGCAUCCUCGACAGGAAGAUAAUGAGUCUGGGAGACAGCAAGACCAUCCCAGGCGACACUGCAUGGCUGUUAUAUGACACAUACGGUUUCCCUCUGGACCUGACCUCCCUCAUCGCUGAGGAGAAAGGCAUGGACGUGGACAUGGCCGCCUUCGAGGAGGAGAAGAAGGCAGCACAGUUAAAGUCACAGGGUAAGGGCGCAGGAGACGAGGACCACAUCAUGCUGGACAUCUACGCCAUCGAGGAGCUGAGAAACAAGCAGACCCCGGCCACAGACGACUCUCCCAAAUACAAAUAUACCUCAGACGACAGCGGCAGCUAUGACUUUCAGCAGGCCUCAGCCACAGUGCUGGCUCUGCGUCGCGAUCGUGCCUUCUGCGAUGAAGUGACCACAGGUCAAGAGUGCGGCGUUCUGCUGGACCAGACGUCCUUCUACGCAGAGCAGGGCGGACAGACGUUUGACGAGGGCUACCUGCUUCGAGAAGACGACAGCACAGAGGACCGGAUGGAGUUCACUGUAAAGAACACGCAGGUUCGAGGAGGUUACGUUCUGCAUGUGGGUACCGUCUACGGAACACUGAAAGUUGGAGACCGUGUCACUCUACAUGUAGAUGAGGCUCGUCGUAGGCCCAUCAUGAGCAACCACACCGCCACGCACAUCUUAAACUUCGCCCUGAGGGGAGUUCUGGGGGAGGCAGACCAAAGAGGUUCCCUGGUCGCCCCCGAUCGAUUGCGCUUUGACUUUACUGCUAAAGGUGCCCUGAGCACUGGUGAGGUCCGCCGGACUGAGGAGAUGGCUUGUGCCAUGAUAAGAGAUGCUAAGCCAGUCUACGCCAUGGAAGCACCGCUAGCAGAAGCCAAGGCCAUUCAGGGUCUGCGUGCCGUGUUCGAUGAGACCUACCCCGACCCGGUCAGAGUCGUGUCCAUUGGUAUUCCUGUCCAGAAACUGCUGGAUGACCCCACCAGUGCUGCCGGUUCUCUGACCUCCAUCGAGUUUUGUGGUGGAACCCAUCUGCAGAACUCGGGUCACGCCGCGCCGUUUGUCAUCGUCUCCGAGGAGGCCAUCGCUAAGGGCAUCCGCCGCAUCGUCGCUGUGACAGGAACAGAGGCCCAGAAGGCCCAGAGGAAAGCCGAUGCCUUGCGGCAGUCUCUGUCUGCUCUGGGAGACAAGGUGAAGCAGCAGACGACCCCGAACAAGGACAUCCAGAAAGAGAUCGCCGACAUGACUGAGUCGAUAGGCACCGCAGUGAUCUCUCAGUGGCAGAAGGACGAGAUGAGGGAAACCUUGAAGGGAAUGAAGAAGACCAUGGAUGACCUUGACCGCAACUACAAGGCCGACAUCCAGAAGAGAGUCCUGGAAAAGACAAAGGAGGUGAUCGAAAGCAGCCCCAACCAGCCGCUGCUCAUCAUGGAGAUGGAGACCGGAGCCUCAGCAAAGGCUCUGAAUGAGUCACUGAAGCUGCUGAAGUCUAAGUCCCCUCAGACCGCCGUCAUGCUCUUCACCGUGGACGCCGACGCCGGCAAGAUCACCUGCCUGUGUCAAGUCCCACAGGAUGUGGCCAACCGUGGACUGAAAGCCAGCGAAUGGGUUCAGGAGCUGUGCCCCCUGCUGGACGGCAAAGGAGGCGGCAAAGACAUGUCGGCUCAGGCCACCGGCAGGAACACACAGUGCCUGCAGGAGGUGCUACAGAUGGCCAACAACUUUGCACGUCUGAAACUGGGAGAGAAUUAAGAGGAGAGAGGAGAGAGGAGGAGGUGAGGCUGCAAACAUAUCAGGGAGGAAACUGGAAAUUGGUUAGAAACACUUAAAUAAAAUCAGUUCCUCUCCUCUUUUCUUCCUCCUGUAUGUCAGACAGAUUAGAAACCUAAUAAAAGCGCUCUCCAUGUUGACAGAUGACCACUGACACUCAGCCAGCACUAAAUGAGCCACUCGUUUUUAUUGGGACUGUUCUUGCUGACUCGCCCCAGUAAAAUCCAUCUGUGUGGAAUGGCUUAAAUAUACAUAAGAGCCUCUCCUGCAGUUCUAGCUAAAGGGAGAUGGCAGACAAAUUUAUUUUAUCGUUUCAUUCGUUGCAUGUUUGGAUGCAGAGUAAAAGAAAAGGGAUUGCACUUUUGAAUCAUUUAGCCUCCUGCAGGAGCCGUGCAGCUCAGACAAAGCGACAGAAACUUCCACCUCACAUUUCUUUUCUUAGCACAAAGUUGGCUCUUGAUGAAGCACCAUCCUGAUCCUGUGUGUUUGUGUUCCAUCUCGCUGUAGCCCCGUUUGUUUAGAAACAACCCCGAGGCGCUUUUGUCUUUCCUUUGGCUUCCUGUACCACUCGAGCCCAGCCUCAGAAAGAAAAAGGAAGAAGCGGGCCUAGCCGUUAAAUGGCUUAGCCACAGAAUACACCGUGUGUUCUCGGUUAUCUGAAAGCUGUUAAUCUGAUCUCUGAACAGCGGCUCCGUCCGUCUGCGUGAGUGAAAGCCUGUUUUCUCUUGUUGGACUGUACAUGCAGUAGCUGUAUCAUAGUCUUGCUUUUUCAAAUAACAAGCCGAUGUCUGACACAUGUAAUGAGUUUAAUUUAGUAAAUUAACACCUUAACUGUAUAAAAUGAUCGUGUCCAGUAACAAAUCUGUGUAACUUCAUGUCGUUGACAUUUGAUCUUGAUCGAAUGCAGAAUGUCUUCUCAUUGUAGCUGUUCUACGUCAGAGAAAUGUCAUGUUAUGGGGAUGGAAUAAAUACGACCGGUAAAUACCA
Acanthochromis polyacanthus (spiny chromis) is the source of this 4050-nucleotide messenger RNA. It is a transcript of the gene aars1, whose product is annotated as alanyl-tRNA synthetase 1. The coding region runs from base 145 to 3045 and encodes 966 amino acids. Gene Ontology annotation, cellular component: cytoplasm; mitochondrion. The transcript has 20 exons. Lineage: Eukaryota; Metazoa; Chordata; Actinopteri; Pomacentridae. The record is from RefSeq and is a predicted model, not a curated record. Gene Ontology annotation, biological process: tRNA modification; alanyl-tRNA aminoacylation. Gene Ontology annotation, molecular function: aminoacyl-tRNA deacylase activity; alanine-tRNA ligase activity; ATP binding.